Meleagris gallopavo (turkey) is the source of this 2243-nucleotide messenger RNA. RefSeq names its product F-box and leucine rich repeat protein 22 (gene FBXL22). Gene Ontology annotation, cellular component: cytoplasm. Gene Ontology annotation, molecular function: protein binding. Lineage: Eukaryota; Metazoa; Chordata; Aves; Galliformes; Phasianidae. The record is from RefSeq and is a predicted model, not a curated record.
CCCCCCAUCUGCUGUUACUGGAAUUCUUUGAAUGAGCCUCUUAAAUUCCAGCAUGGCAGUCCUUGAACAGGAGGCAAAAGUGCAGCCUCAGAAUAAUGAAUGAAAAAGAAUAAAGUUGUCGUAUGCUGUAAAAGCUAAGUUUGGAACGUGAGAGGCUGGCAGAGCUACUCCUCACAGCAGUACCACCCUCUGCCCCUUACCAUUCAUUAACGCAGCACAAGCUCUUUGCUAAGUACCAGGCCUGCCUAAAAAUAAAUAAAAUAAAAAAGAUCCCUUAUAAGGAAGCAUUCUGUGAAAGUCAACUCCUGCUGUUUUCUACAUGCCCAUUCCAUUCCCUUGAAGGAACAACAGUUUCAACACGCAUCGCCCUUAUCCCUUCUCCAUUCUUAACUUCUGCACCAGUUGUUGGCCAAAAAUAAACACCAUUCCACAACCAUAUAUGAGCAACAGCGUUCUGGUGAUCCCUACGCCUUCCUGCACUGCCAUCAUUCCAAUGCCAGCAGACUGUCAGCUCCCAAGCACGCUGCAAGGGCUAUGCACAUAACCCAGCUGAAUCGGGAAUGCCUCUUGCAUCUCUUUUCCUUUCUGGACAAAAACAGCAGGAAAAGUUUAGCAAAAACAUGUCAUAAAUUGCUUGAAGUGUUUCAAGAUCCCGUGCUUUGGUCUUUACUGAACUUUAAUUCUCCAGUGGAACUACAGAAGCGUAAUUUUCUCCUGGGACCUGCUUUAAAAUACUUGUCCAUCUGCUGGUAUUCAGAGAGAGUCAAGGUGUGUAACAUUGAGGACUGGAUGAAAAACAAUUUCCAGAAAGACUUCUGUAGCAGGCAUGAGAACACUGUCACUGAUUUUUUACUAGAAGUUGGCAACAGAUGUCCAAACCUGCUAUCUCUGACCCUCUCAGGAUGCGGCCAUGUUACAGACGAUUGCCUUUUGCUUCUCCUCAAGAACUGCCCAAGCCUCAAGACACUCAAACUGGAAAACUGCGCGCGGAUCACUGACCGGACGCUAGAAGCAGCAAUCCUCUAUGGGGGAUCACUGCAAACGUUGCACGUGGAUUUCUGCCGGAACAUAACACAGAGCGGGCUGGAGAGAGUUAAGGAAAAACGGCCCUCAGUAACACUGAGAGCAGAGAGAAGUGCUAACAUGAUUCCAGACAGUAAGCCGGAAAAAAAGUUGGCGUUUGAAAAACUGUCCAGAAAAAUGGCUCUGCUUUAAGUUAUAGGGAUGGAUUUCCACUUACCUCUGGUGUGGCGCUACUUCAACUACCCAUAGGUACUCUACUGCACUCUGGUUUAAGUCCAAAUAAAUGGCUGAAUGUUUUAUACAAGCUUCACUAGAAAAAGGCGCGAGUUUUCACACCUUUUAAAGAAAGAACACCUCUGCUUUUGCUGUUCCUUGAAACUGGAAAAAUCAUGUGUUUAUGUCACAUAAUGCAGCACUUAAUUAGUCAAGUCUAAAAAUGUGAAUUGGAGAAAAGCAACAACCAGAAGACCCUUCAAAUUUUCAUUAUGACAACACAGAUCGUUUUGGCAGUAAGGUACAAAAAGGAAUUAAACUAAGUCGUCAAACACAGUAAAACUUUACUUACCAGCAAUCAUGAACUUCAUGACCAAGGCCAAAAAAAGGGUUAAAUCACAGAUAUAAAUCAAAUUUCCAGACCUGAACCAAUCAUUUGUUCACCUUUUCUCUGGAGAACACUACUGCUCAAUAUCACAUUCUGCUCUUAUCAGUCCCCUCUAAGCAUGACAGACACCUGCACUGCUGCACUGCAGGGCAGGUGGCUGAGCCACCUCUAUUUACAUGUAGCAUUUAAUGCUUUAAGCAUAUUGUGUUCCAUACUUCCUUAAUCUGCAAAGGAACUAAACAAACACAUUGUCACACACCUGUUCCUACCUCUGAUACGCAUUUCUUAUCACUGCUACAGUCAUGCACAUUUCAUCCAGUGCUAAAAAGCAGAAGGGGAAUGAUGAUGCGUUGAAACAGCUCACAGCCUACCCUGCCGCAGCAACUCUGUCAUUAGCAAGUUACAAGGCUGAGCUGUAUGCAUUUUUUAUUGUAUGUAUGUGUGUAUACCUAUAUAUUGUUAUAGAUGACUUAAAGUACAGUAUAGAUGACUUAUACUACAGAAUGCAGAUACACACUGGUAAUAUUUACUUUUCUUUUUCUAUACAAAGAUGUCUGCAUAUGUAAAAUACUCUUAAACUGACAUAAAGUUAUAAUUUUCUCAGAUUGUCUCCAAUGGA